Messenger RNA from Magallana angulata, 1841 nucleotides. Its product is annotated as multiple epidermal growth factor-like domains protein 10. The record is from RefSeq and is a predicted model, not a curated record. Gene Ontology annotation, molecular function: scavenger receptor activity. NCBI's taxonomy places the organism in Eukaryota, Metazoa, Mollusca, Bivalvia, Ostreida, Ostreidae. The transcript has 13 exons. Bases 87 to 1823 code for a protein of 578 amino acids.
UUUAAUUGUAUUAUGCAACGACGCAUUUUUCGUUACAGUUGUUUCGUUGAGACACGAACAAAUGACAAUUAAUUAGGUAUUUAAACAUGGAGGAUAAGAACACAUGUUUUUAUGUGAUUCUUUUGCUGAAUGUUAUGGCGGUAUCUAGUUACUUGCAGUUUGUCGUUCCUGGUGUAACACAUGCUGACAGUAGUCCUGUUCACAUUUCUCAACUUCCAUCCGGACCAUACCCAUACUGGCCUAAUAGGACUGUGGAUGGAAACUUUAGUCAAAGCAUAAGAGCCUGUUUACAUACAGCUGUCCUAACAAAUAUAUCUGAGGCGUGGCUACAUAUUGAUCUACAAACCGUAAAAAGUAUCAAGUCUGUAAAAUUGUGGUACAGAAAUGACAGAGGUAGUGUAGCAGGAAGCACAAUACGUCUCCGGGGUUACAGUAUCCGUGUAUCCAACACAUCAGACGUACCACCUGGUUCAACAGACGCGUGUUUCACUGAUGAUAGUUUAUCAACAUUACCAACUGUCAUCCAGGAGGACUGUAAGAGAACAACAAGAUAUGUAUGGUUUUACCAGCCGUAUGUAAGAGAUGGUACAGUUCCAGUUUUGGAAAUAUGUGAGGUGCAGAUUUUCGGUUGUGAGACAGGAACUUACGACGUCAGCUGCUCUAAAACAUGUAGUCAUUGUAAGAAUAGUAAAACAUGUGAUAUUGAUACUGGAGAAUGUGAUGGUGAUGGGUGUGCGCUUCCUGGAUUUAUAUCGCCUAUGUGUAGUGAAUGCAUCUCUGGAUUGUAUGGCAAUGAGUGUAACGUUAGCUGUAGUCAGUUCUGUCACGAUCAGUUAUGUUAUGGAACAACAGGAGAAUGUGUUAACGGUUGUCAAGAUGGAUACAUAGGAGGUCUCUGUAAAACACGGUGUCCAAAUGGCUAUUUUGGAAGAAAGUGUCUGGAAACUUGUGGAAAGUGUCUACAUGACCAAACAUGUAACAACGUUAAUGGAACUUGCAUGGAUGGGUGCGAUGAGGGACUAAAAGGAGAUUUAUGCAAAACGGCAUGUUAUCCUGGUGAAUAUGGGCGGAACUGUCAAUUCCGAUGCAGUGACCAUUGCUACAAUAAUGAAGUUUGUAACCCAUUCUUUGGAAAUUGCAGCAAAUGUGCGGAUGGAUAUCAGAACGCCAAAUGUAAUGAACAAUGCGAUGAAAGGGAUUAUGGAGAAAGCUGUAUGUUUCAAUGUGGACAUUGUUUGGAUAAUAUCACCUGUAACAACAUUAAUGGCACCUGUCCCAGUGGAUGUAUGCCAGGAUGGCAGAACACAGAUAAGUGUGAUAAACGAUGUGCAAAUGGUACAUUUGGAGUAGGAUGCAAGCUUACAUGCAGUGGAAACUGUAAAAAUAAUGACACAUGUGAAAAAAGUGACGGGGGAUGCAAAAACUGUGCUCCUGGAUGGGAGGGUCAUCUCUGUAAUAAAGCUUGUGAUAUUGGAUGGUUCGGUUUAAACUGUCAGCAUGUGUGUGGACACUGUUUUAAGGCUAAACACUGCUUUUCUACCAACGGAAGCUGUUCUGGUGGGUGCAUGGAAGGGUACAGAGGAGAAAUGUGCUCAGAGAGUGUAUUAAGAUCAACACAGGAUUCGGACACAUCGUAUGUUGCAGUCAUCGCUGUUCUUGUAGUCGUCAUCGUCGUCCUGGUAACCACUCUAGCAGUACAUGUUGUUAUCUUAAGGAAUACUCGUAAGAAAUUAGUAACAAACAGUCGAAUAAACGAAGCCGAAAUGUAUGAUUUACCAAACGCAAAGACAGAAAACAGCCUGUAUGAUGUAAUCUCCAACUAAUAAACCUGACAACUUAAA